AUGGCAGCGCAGACCUUCCCCAACUAUAGUCGCGAUGUCCGCCAUGGCAAGUCUGGCUCUGGUUCUUCACUGAACUACGGGCCAGUCCCUGGUUCACCGACACUCACGAACCCCGACAUGAUCUUGCCCGACUACGAUUGCGAUGUUUCCCUUGAUGAGCGUUCACAGUCACCCAUAAGGAUGUGGAAUAAUGUUCAGAGCAGUGACAUGCGAUUCCACCUCCCUUCUUCGCAAAACCAAUUCAUCGCUGGACCAAUUACCCCCUCAACGCCCAUCAUAUAUGGAAAUGGAACUAUGCUAUCAGACAUUGGCGAGGUGACAGAAGUCGAAAGCGUGGUAGGAAAAGGUGGACGCCGCGGCUCGGCGCAUUUGUCCGUUUACAGCAAUGACGAUCAUGUAUUGGGCUCAUCCCCAACAAUGGGGAUAACCCGCAUCAAGUCACGAUCUCAAAUUCUGCAGCGGGAGAGGAAAUCUUCUAUCGACUCCAACAGUACAAUUACUUCGCAAGGCCGGGCUGCGCCUUUCGGGGAUUUUGACGAUUCUGUCAGCGUUGACGACCUCAACUUUCAGGGUGACGAUGAGGAGAGCAUGGCAUCUUCAUAUGUGGAGGGCACAGCUGUACGGGAACCCAAGAUUCCGCGCAUAGCUCGUACUCAGGAGGCUACCGAGCAGCGCUAUUCGACCAACGAUGGAGGGCAACCUGUCAAGGGCAAGAAGCUCUUUAUUUACUCCGAUGUCCGACGGGUCAACCCCUUCUCCGCCAAUCGUUCGACCUGCAACGUCCUUAAGAGAGUCUACCAUCCCUCUGAGUUCGACCCAGGCUUCCCGCAACGCUCUGCUAGCGCCUUGGGUGCUGCUGGAGGUUAUCGGCAGCCAUUGACUUCAUCUAGAAGUGCCGAUGCUCUCGGGAUUGGAUACGGCGCCACCUCACACAGGAGUCCCACGACCCUUGAUCCCAUGCUGGAAACUUUGAGUGAAGAUGAAGGCGGUGCAAAUGGAGACAGCCGACGCAGCUCUCAUCUCUAUAAUCAGUUAAGCCCCACGUUCGGUUCCAUGACAGAUACAGAUAUGCCUCGGUCCGCAUCUGUAGCUCAGGUUCGUGACUUGAAGCAUCAGAUGAAGGAUCUGAGAGGAAAGAUUUCCAGUCUCAAGGAGCAAGCACGGGCUGACAGCUUGAAACGCCGUAGUCUGCAGAGCCUCAGGACACCCAGCCCGUUUACUCACGCGAGGUGGGAUCAAGGACUUCCAGAGUCUCGAACAUCACAAGAGACUACUCCGGAAACUCCCGCCUGGCAAGCACCCUGGAACCAGGGGUCGCCUAAGGAGAAAGUAAAUGGUCAAAUAUCGCCUAAGGAGGGCUCGAAGGAACCCUCUGAAGAAUCAGCGAAAACGUUGGAUGCUGGAGCUGUACAUGGCCCUCGCACUUCAGACGCACCGGACGUAGUUGUGGCUCAAGAGCAGAGCGGCUCGCCUCAAUUUGAAGCUGAACCGGAUCUUGGAGAUGACAUUCAAGUGCAAACGCAAGUGCAAGAAAAUGACGACAUGAAUGAUGAUGGCGAAACGUGGGAAGGAGAUCUGGAACAAGAGGAGGACGAUUUUAAGCGGGAGGGAAAUGGUUACGGACUACAGAAUGGAGAGUACAACGACGACGCCGAGGAUGACGAUGACGACGAGUUUGUGGAUUUUGAGAGCGAGAGUGGCGAGUCAUCAUAUCAUGAUGCCUUUCAAACCCCCGUGUCUCACGAGGAUCGUGAGGAUGCCUUCGAUUACGAGCACUUUUUUCUCCACUCAGCAAUGGGAACAAUGAGCCAGCAUCGACGAGAGAGCUGGAGCAGUGUGAGCUCUGGGGAUUCUGUUGAGACAACUCGCGGCCCCAUUGUUGCCCCCACUUCUGCACCCGACUCUGAUUCUGAUCACGAAAGGAGGCCGAGCGUUGACACUAUGUCGUCCUUUAACAGUUUUGCCACAGCCAACGAAGGCCGUUUGAGUCGUAACUCGGAAUUUGAGGAUGCUGCAGAGAGUAUCGUCGUCAUGCCCGCAGAUUCGGACGUGCCCCCGAGCUCGAAACGCGCAACAUUUGGUAACUUCAAAUUCCCUCGAUCAGGAGCCCCUUCGAGAAACGGCUCUGUCGAUUAUCACCAAAGUCAUCCCCGGCGCAACACCGUGGUUCGUCGACCCAGUAGCAGCGCAGCUACCUACGCACGCCAUCGGCCUUCGAUGUCAUCUUUCGGAUCGACAGGAACAAACCGAAGCUUCCCUCUCGUAGACAAGUCUAAGGGAACCAACGGGAUCUUGACGCCGACAGGUACCCCCGGAGGAUCGCCCGACUCGGAGCUCAGGCAGAUAUCUGAAAGUCUCCUUAAUGAAGCAGCCGGGUUGGGCGGUAUUGAAGGUGGACAAAGGAAUGGCAAUACUUCCGCUGUACAGGGGCUUGACAAAGAAAGUCAGAUCUUGGUCGAGAGACUUGUGGCUAGUCUUGGGAAGUGUGUCCUAGGAUUGACGGAGUCAUCAAGAGCUGGUACAGAGGCACGUAUGUACCGCAGGAGAAUCGAUGCUGCGCGACGCAUUCUUGAGGGGCUCGAAGAGUGA
Messenger RNA from Fusarium subglutinans, 2589 nucleotides. RefSeq lists its product as uncharacterized. The record is from RefSeq and is a predicted model, not a curated record. The coding region runs from base 1 to 2589 and encodes 862 amino acids. The transcript is spliced from 3 exons. NCBI's taxonomy places the organism in Eukaryota, Fungi, Ascomycota, Sordariomycetes, Hypocreales, Nectriaceae.